Oryza sativa Japonica Group (Japanese rice) is the source of this 1661-nucleotide messenger RNA. RefSeq lists its product as uncharacterized. Gene Ontology annotation, molecular function: RNA binding. The record is from RefSeq and is a predicted model, not a curated record. Lineage: Eukaryota; Viridiplantae; Streptophyta; Magnoliopsida; Poales; Poaceae. Gene Ontology annotation, biological process: tRNA modification.
ACCCCAAACCCUCCUCGGACCUCGGCGCCGCCCAAAGUGCGACCGAAGAGAGAGAGAGAAAUCCUCGGCGCUUCUCCAUGGCGGCGGCGGCGGAGGAACCGGAGCCGAAGCCCGAAAUCGAAACCCCACCGCCGGCCCGCGAGCCUCCAACUGAGCCACCAGCCGCCGCCCCCGCCCCCGCCGCCGCAGCCAGCGACCGACCGCUGCAGCCAUGGGAGCAGCACGCGGCGGUGAUAAACCUCCCGCGCUACGACUACCGCGCGUCGGGCUCCCUCCUCCUCCGCUCCCACUCCGGCUUCCUCAUCACCUGCCCCAUCAAACGUGAGAAAAGCGCAACAAAGGAAGCCAUUUCCAUUCUUGAAAAUUCCAUUGGUCAUGCAAACAGCUAUAGUUCUGAAAAGUCAGAACCAAGUGAUACGGAAGUUUCAGCAAAGAAAAGGAAAAUAUGUUCCGAGACACCAGAUAUUGAAAAUUCAGGAGAUGCAGUAACAUAUGAGAAGGGUGAUGCUUCAGAAACAACUGGCAGUGUAGAAAAAGACUCAGUUUCACCUCACUCCAAAACAAGUAAAAAUGUUGACGACACUUCAAAUCUCUCACUGGUUAAACUGUCAAGAAGUGGCUUGCUUUUCUUUUCGUUUCCUAGCGGAGGCCUUCGUGUUGUUCAAAUGCUUACACAAAUGUUUCAUUCACUGCAUUCUGGCAAGCUUAAAUCUCCACAAUGGUGUCAUCGCAUAUUUCCUAUUCAGGAAACAUGUGUUCUGUCAGAAGCAGAACUACAUACUACUGUGUCAAAGUUAUUUCUUGACUUUGUAAAGAGUAAGGAAGACCAAGAUGAGCCUAUCAAGUUCGCAGUUGGGUAUAAUAGAAGAGGCAUUGAUGAAACAGAGAUGAAAGGGCAGAAGAAUGGCAAUGAAGGUUCAAAACAACAAACUUUAAUGGACAGGGACCAAUGCUUCAAGGUCGUUGCUGGUGCCGUCAAAUCAGUUGCUGAGAACUCAAUUGUGGAUCUCAGAUCUCCUGAGGUGGCAGUACUAGUGGAGAUGCUCCCUAUUUCUGGGGUAUCCCUGGGAUCUUCAGUGGCUGGGGUGUCCGUUCUCCCGUCUGAACUCAUCUCGACUAAGCCUCGUCUCUGUGUCAAGGCUUUGGUGCCUGAUGCAAAAGCGGCAAAGAAGAAGUGAUGCCUCCUUGGUUGAUAUCAAUCAGAUGGCACCGUGAUGGGCAUAAUACAGAUGAUACAAUUUGAUCAGUCUGCUCAUUUCAAGUUUACAACUCUGCGGCAGCUUGAAUCUUCUAUGGUCGAGAUGGUUUAACAAACAUCAAACCCUUCCAUGGUUGCGUGCUGUUCUACGCAUCAUAUCAUCUGUAGUCCCCACCAACUGCUGUUUGGCUGGUUUUGGGUAGGUCAGUGUAUAAGUUGCAGCCCUGCAGAGUUCGUUCAUGCAGCUCUUGGAGGGUACUUCUUGUCGUUAUUUUUGCAUGUUGCGAUGUCAAAACCAUGAGGUCGCUGGCUAUUAUGGUGUUCUACUGUUUUCUGAACUUUAUCUAUUAUGGCCAGUUCAGACAAAAGCAUGCAUGUUGCUGAAGAAGCAGCUACUGAGAUGGCUUUUGUUUCGUCCACCGUACUUUUUCCCUGCAAUCUACUGUGGUGCUCAUCAUGGUAA